This is a messenger RNA of Aaosphaeria arxii CBS 175.79, 300 nucleotides long. RefSeq lists its product as uncharacterized. Bases 1 to 300 code for a protein of 99 amino acids. NCBI's taxonomy places the organism in Eukaryota, Fungi, Ascomycota, Dothideomycetes, Pleosporales. The transcript has a single exon. The record is from RefSeq and is a predicted model, not a curated record.
AUGUCUUCAACUCUACGAAGUGUCCGACUUGCACCGGUGCAAUCUUUCAGCUUUGCUCGCCAUUUCUCCACCUCAAAGACUUUCGCGUCUCGCCUUCGUCAACCGGGAGAGCCUACAGGUCCCAACGAACCCGCCCGUCAUACAAACUCCGCACCCUCGAAGUCCCCGCUCAAGGUCUGGCCUUUCGUAUUCAUUUUUGCAGCUGGGUCAUUCCUAUUCAAGAAGAUCGUUGAUCAGAGGAAAGGGGAUUACUCUAACGCUGGAAAACCUGUCGCCGGACAUUCACCCUCGCGCCCUUAG